Messenger RNA from Seriola aureovittata, 3826 nucleotides. RefSeq names its product coiled-coil domain-containing protein 158-like. The coding region runs from base 305 to 3289 and encodes 994 amino acids. The transcript has 23 exons. Lineage: Eukaryota; Metazoa; Chordata; Actinopteri; Carangiformes; Carangidae. The record is from RefSeq and is a predicted model, not a curated record.
AAAAAGCGGGUGCUGACCGGUGUUCAAACUAUCGUCGUUAUCGUUACCUUUUCAAUCAAUUUCAUGUUAUAGAACCAUGUAACGUUUAAUUUUACAACAAACGGAGCCUGACAAUGUUAUCAAGCUGUUACCACCAUCGAAUGCAUCGAAUCAAGGCUAGCCAGGAAUUAGCAACGGGAAGCUGUUUCCAUGGUGAUGAAACUAGCUAGCUGUUUAUGUUAUUUUAGAAAGCGGUUGCGGUUAUUUUAUAUAGCCUAGCUUGUAAAUAUUUAUAUCAAUGGCUUUGUUGCUAAAGUGAAUACAGAUGUCGGGGUUUCAGCCCUCUGAGCCUCAGAGUUUGGGGCUUUCCAGCAAUAAUGGCGCUCACGUUUUACAUUUUGAAUCUCUACCGAAGCAUAUAAAACUAACACAAGCUGCAGCGGGAACGACGGAGAUUCAUGACACCUCGCAUCGGCUGAGAUUCAAAAGUCUUACACUGGAUGAACUGAGUGAGGAGCUUGACAGACGAACCAAGGAAACCCAAAGACUUCAAGAAGAGGUGGAAAAUGCAACCAAAGUAGCUUUGGAGAGGUUUUGCUGCACAUAUGGUAUCAAUAGCUCACCUGGACAAAGCUGCCACAACCACAAUGACCCACCUGGGGAGUUCACCAUCCUUCCAACCCACCAUCAGGCAGUGACUCCGCCUCUGGUCUGUGGUGUGGAAAAUUUAAACCAGGAGGUGUCUCGAAGGCAAAUCAGCUCUCCUGAAAAGGAGGUGUUGGAAAAUGCAAUAGAUGACUGUCUUCAACAGCUGUCUGACUUGCAGCUCAGCAAGACACAGGAUCAACAUGAACAAGAGACAUUCAAUUUUGACAAAGCCAUCAUGAAUCUGCAGACUAAGCUGCAUAAAGUCCAAAUGGAAAAGGAUGUCCUGUCUGACCUCAGAGUGAAGGAUUCGAGGAAACACGUUGAUCAGAUGGAAAAGAUGCUGUGCAUGUUGGAAGAGCUCCAAAACAUCAAAAGGGCCGCAGACCAAAAGCUACAGGAGACAGAGGACGAGGCAAUGGCGCUUAACAGGAAAGUAGACACAUUGGAACAGAUUAUGAAGGAGACGUACUCUUCUCUGUUAUCACAUGAUAAAGAAUGUGGAAACAGCUCCAUUACAAGUCCUAACGUCGCCACUGGUUCAAGACAGCUGUCCCCAGCUGCCAAGUUAACUGAAGAUUUUAACAAAGAGACACACAAGCGACAGGAGAGACCUUUUUUGUCAAUAGAACAUCCGGGGAGUGAAGAAUGCAGUGGAGUAAAUAAGCAAAAACAAAGAAUGAAAGACUUGAUUGCAAGUCUUGACCAGGAGAUGGCACUGUUGACUGACAAACUGAACUCAUCAAAAUACAACAGUGUCAGCUUAAGUGUCAAGCUGGAGCUGCUAAAGAAACUUGCAGAGAGACAGACGUCGUUGCACCAGUGUCAAGUCAGUGAACUUGAGUCAACCCUUUCCAGCCAUAAAGAUAAGGUUUGCUGUCUGGAGCAGCAGCUCCUUCAGGUUCAGUCUCAGCUGGUGGAUGCCCAAAGAGAGAGAGAGCGAUCUUUACAACAGGCAGAGGAGUUUCAGUCCCAGCUUGGCCAACUCAAGAGGUGCGGUGAGCAGCAGCAGUGUGAGCUUCAGGUGGAGGUAAAGGCCCUGAGAGGACGGGUGGAAGAGGCCAGGGAGCAGCUUCGCAGAAGUGGGGAGGAGAAAAAUUGCCUACAGACCCUGCUGGAUCAGAGGGCCCAGGAGGGGAGGAAAUCCCAGGAACUCCUGCGGGAGAAAGACAAAGAGCUCCAGCUCAAGCAGCAAGAAGCUCAGCAGCAUCUGUCCUGGUUGGAAGAAGCUCAGAGCCGGUGCCAGACCCUGCACGUAGAAGGAGAGACACUGAAGCUGAAGCUGGAUGACCGAGAGAAGAUGACAGCUAUGCUACUUUUGCAGAUGGAGAGCAGCGUCCAGAUGCACAGCCGCACCAUCGACAACCUUCACCAGGAGAACAGUCUCCUCAGCAACCAGCUAAACCAGCAGAAGCUGGAGAUUCAGCAGCUCAGGGCUGAGUUAGACCAGAACAAGUCAGACCUGGCUACUGCAGAGCACGAGAGGCGGCAGCUACAGGCGUCUGUGGCUGAACAAAGUCAGCGUGUCCAGGAGGAAACUCUGGAGAAACAGCAGCUCACCACCCAGAUGGAGAUCCAGCGUAUCCAGUUACUCAGACUCACUAAGGAGCACAAGGAACUGCAACGGCUCCGCAGCUGUAAGAAUGAGGAGCAGGAGGGUGUGGUGCUGAGGCUCCAGAGUCAGCUAAGUAACACCCAUGAUGAGCUGGACCAGGUCAGGAGCACCCUUAGGACCCUGGAAGGAGCCGAUGGACAUGGCCUCCAAGUGGCCAUGGACAUGCAGAAAGAGAUCACUGCUAGAAGAGAGCAGGUCGACUCUCUGCAGGGCAAAAUCCAACACCUAGAGGAGGCUGUGGAGAAGCUGUACCAGGAGAAGCGUUACAAGAGCCUGGAGAGCCAGCGUCAGAUCCAGGAGCUCACCUUCGUCAGGGAGGAAAAAAAACAACUUGCCAGUGAGCUGGAGGCCCUUCGUUCCAAAGACCAACAAUUAAGGGACCGGAUUGGCCAGCUGGAGACAAUCCUUCACAAGAUGACAGAAAGCUUUGCAGGCUGCCAAGAUUUCAUCCAGCUGCAGGAGCAGGAGUUUUAUCGUCUGAAACUCCAACAUGCCCUUGACCUGAAGGAACUACAAGGUCAAAACCUGCGCGCAGCUCUGAAUGUACCUCCACCAGACCUGGACUCCCCGACUCCAGCAGCAAUCACUACUCCACCCUCUUCCCAGCAUGCCUUCAACACUCAGAUCCAGUCAAAGAGGCAGCAGGAGAGCCCCGCCCGGGAGCUCAGGUCUCUUGUCAGAGAGCUGCGAGGAGUGAUUUCAGAGAACCACAGACCACACACUGAUAACAGCGCCGCUGGCAGCUGCUUCCACAGGAGGAGGUCUGCACCGGAGAGAGUGCACAGAACCACAUUCACUUCCAGCAGCACUGACAAGGCCGAAGACGUAAAAACUGGCUCCAGAUUGAGAACAAAAACCUGUGGGAGCGAGCCACAUUUCCUGACAACAGCUGAGCUGAACGGGAAAAUAAUCAACAACAAAUCCUUCAGUGAGAGUCGUGUGAUAUCGAGUCCAGAAGUGAAGUUCACAUCCUCCCCAAUGCUCAUCUCACUGGGACGCAGGUCACCCGUCCACUCUCUCCUGACCUCUGACCCAAACAGCCAAGACUAGCACGACUCGUCACAACAGACCUGAGGCUGGCUCCUCGUUGCAAAAGCUAAUUUUUGAAAGGCUCACCAGAUGAAGUUGGAUGUCAAAAAAGGUUUUAUAGAAAUCCACUAUUUGCUGAAUUGUCAUAAUUUAUUGUCUAAUUAAAGUGUUUUUAUCUAAAAAAGAAGAAGUGUUUGAUCAGUUAUUUAAGGUCCAGAAUGUUAUCAAAUAAAAUAUAAAGUCUCUAUAGUCUAGGUUCAUACACGUACAGAAUGUGUGGAAAUACAAUGAAAGCCACUAGAAACCAGAGUCAAAUUCCUUGUAUGUGUAAUUAUCCUUUGUUAGUAAAACUGAUUCUGAUUCUGCCAUAGUGCAAUAGGCAGAAUCAGACAUCUGCUGGUCUCAAAAAUUUUAAAAAGCUUUGAAUUCAGUUCCCUCAAACAGAAAACUUUAGAAGGUAUCCAAAAGUCUUAAUAAAGCUUAAGUCUCUUUAUUUACAAAGGUCUGGAACAUUUUUUUUCUUGCCGGCUAUAAGCAGUGAUGUUAGUUAUAGACUUU